This is a messenger RNA of Eruca vesicaria subsp. sativa (arugula), 1344 nucleotides long. The record is from the annotation of a GenBank genome assembly. Lineage: Eukaryota; Viridiplantae; Streptophyta; Magnoliopsida; Brassicales; Brassicaceae.
AUGGGAUUAUGUACAAAUCUGCAGGUUGUUCCGAGUCUCUUCAACUUGUCAUCUCUUGCAACAGUCGGGAUGAUGGGAUGCUGUCAAAUGAGGAAACUUCCAGAUAUUUCCACAACCAUCACAAGCCUCUCAAUCACAGACACGAUGUUAGUGGAAUUUACUGAAUCAAUUGGACUCUGGUCUCGUCUCAAGAGUCUCUAUAUAUUUGGUAGUGUCCUUCCACGUGAUUUUUUGACACAGUCACAUGUUACAAAAUUGAUACUAGAGAGAAGUGGCGCAGAUAUUGAAAGAAUUCCAGACUGCAUCAAAGAUCUUCAUAGGUUGGAAACGCUUUGGAUAGUUGGAUGUUCAAAACUUGUAUCACUGCCAGAGCUUCCUAAGUCGCUCACAUCACUAUUCGUAUGGAAUUGUGAAUCACUGGAGACACUAGUACCUUUCCCUUCUGACUCUCGGAUUGAGUAUCUCUGUUUCCUUGACUGUCUCAAAUUGGGUCCAGGAGCAAGGAGAGCAAUUCUCAAGCAAUCAUGGCGGGCAUGCUUACCUGGAAGAGAUAUACCUGCAGAGUUCAAUCACCGGGCUAUAGGAAACUCCUUGACCGUUAGUGCAAAAUCCUGCGGAUUUAAGAUGUGUGUCAUCGUUUCCCCUAAAUCAAAAAUGGAAGAAAGUAACUGUAUAGAAUUAGUAUGCCGCAUAAGCAUAAAUGGUUGCCCCACAGAGAAUUGCAUAUUUCCUCUUGCUUGUAGAGUUCAAUCAGAGCAUCUGGUUAUAUCUUACUCGGAUAUGCUUAGCGACGACGACGAUACUGAACAGUACAGAGAGAUAUUGUUCGAAUUCAGCUGCUCAUCCCGGGAAAUUGAAAUUAUGGAAUGUGGUGUCCUGAUCUUGAGGGACAUUUACGACUAUGGAUUUUUUGCGAAACAGAAGUUGGUGAAACAUAUGUUAGAAAAAUGUGGAGGCCUUGAUGAGAGCCUUGCUGCAGCAAUAGCAGAGACCACGGUGGAUUUUCGUGAUGGCCCUGAAUGUUAUGUAGUUUAUGAAAAGAUGAUUGAUGAUUAUUAUGGGAGCCUUGAGGAUGAUUCAAAACAACCGUUGGAAAACGACGACGUAAGUCUCUCUGAUGAGCGCUUUGAGUUGGAUGAAUCACGAGUAGAUAUCAUUGAGGAUUUGCAUGGGAGCCUUGAGUAUGAUGCAUCACGAGUAGCGACCGAUGAUGGUUUAUUUGCUCCCACUUUUUUUUCCUUCGGAUUCUGAUUCCAAGUUUUUUUUAUGGGUUUUUAAUGUAAAAACCCCUCAAGUAUGUUUCAUUUGGAUAGAAACCCCUCAAUAAAUGAUUCAAUAUAUUAA